AGUGUACGUUUUUGUUAGUGUACGUGUUUGUUGUGUCUGUGUACGUAUAAUCUUCAUGCAAUAAACGGUUACAAACGGUUACACACUUUUGUAUCUCAACCGUUGGAACACUUUCGCACUACCCACCGCGUCCGUUACGGAAUUUCCUUAUUUAAGCCACAUCUCCUCCUCAAUUUUAUCCACGUUCCUUCAAACGAAAACCCUUUCACAUUCGGCAGUUACAUCAAUCAAACACAAAGUCUUUCGAUUGUUCUUGCUAACCGUGUGAUGGCCGGGUAUCACACCAUCUCCGAAUUGUGUCCUCAGAUCACUGGGUGGACAAUUUGUGUAUUUGUCGUGAGAGUGUUUAAGAAGUUUGUUGCGCCCAACAUCUUCGAACUCGGCCUAAUCUUGGCAGAUAAUUCGGUAGUUUCCCUGUGCCGUGUUUGUGUUUUUUUAUCAUACGUUAGGUUCAAUUCUAUAUAAAUCUGUUAUAUAUCAUAUUCUGUAGGGAUCCCGUUCCCGUAUCGAGGCCACCAUUGAUCGUCGCCUUGCUCCUUUUUACAUAGACCGAAUCAAAGAAAAUGAGUGGAAAAUUGUGACCACUUUCUUGGUCCGUAACGUCGCUGACCCAGUGAGAGCAACAUCUCAUGACUACGGCAUAUGGUUUAUGGAUCGGACCGUCGUUACUAACGCCUUACGAAGGGACCCAAUAUCGUUUUACGAUUUCACUCAAUUCGACUACAUUUUGGAGAAAACAGUUGAUAAGAAAGUUUUAGUCGAUGUCAUUGGAGCGUUGUUGGAGGUUGGCCACUUGACCGGAGACUUCUACGGUCUCAAGCUUCCUUUCAAGAUCAAAGAUAGAUACAACGAAGUUUUGGAAUGCGAAGCACACAAUGAACAGGCGUUGGAAUUCCAAACCUUCUUUCGGAGUCUAGGUCAGCGCAAUGUUGUUGUCGCACUCGUGUUCUGGCGUUUAACCGACAGAGCUAAUCCUAAGGUUGUGAGUCAUGGUCCUGUGUCAAAGGUCUUUGCCGAUCCGGACACACCGGAAGUGGAAGAGAUCAAGCAGGUCGUUUUUUAGAUAGGGGGAUUUGUUUUCCCCAGUCUUCUUAUUAUUAAUGACCAGAUUUAUAUUAAGUAUUGUAAAACUACAUAAACUUGUUGUCGUUUUCUAAUUACUUGAAUUUGUAUAA
Arabidopsis lyrata subsp. lyrata is the source of this 1175-nucleotide messenger RNA. RefSeq lists its product as uncharacterized. Lineage: Eukaryota; Viridiplantae; Streptophyta; Magnoliopsida; Brassicales; Brassicaceae. Bases 650 to 1063 code for a protein of 137 amino acids. The record is from RefSeq and is a predicted model, not a curated record. The transcript is spliced from 3 exons.